Molecule: messenger RNA, 3912 nt
Organism: Necator americanus (New World hookworm)
Lineage: Eukaryota; Metazoa; Nematoda; Chromadorea; Rhabditida; Ancylostomatidae
Exons: 32
Coding region: 1-3912 (1303 amino acids)
Biological process (GO): meiotic chromosome separation; proteolysis
Cellular component (GO): centrosome; mitotic spindle; nucleus
Molecular function (GO): cysteine-type endopeptidase activity; protein binding
Source: RefSeq, a predicted model, not a curated record
AUGACCAAAAAAGCACCCUCAAUAAACAAACGAGAUGUGUACCAGAACUGCUUGGACUACCUGCGUUGUUAUAUCGUUGAUCUCACAAUGGUCCAAGAAGAGACUUUCAAUCAUUUGAAAGACGAAUUCAAGCCCGAACAUGUUUGUGAACCUACGUCGAGCCCUAAAUACUUGACAGCAAUAAAGAAGUUCGUAUCUGCCCAUAGCAAAAUCAAAGUCUACAGAGAUAUAAUGAAGUGUUACCGGUUAUGGAAGGAAAAACUUCAACCGGUCAUAGGGGACGGGUCGCGGAAAAACUCUUAUGCAGAACUACCUCUCAGGCUUGCAGCGUGCUUCUUCCUGAAUGGAGACUACUACAAAGCCUUACUAUGUCUUCGACAUUCCAUUCAUCUUGAACCUAAAAGCUUGAUCCCCAGAAUUUUGGCUUUGCGGUGGUCUGCAUACCUAGGUGAAUGGGAGAUGGCGGAAAUGGCUUUGGCGUUUGAAGAAGCAAAACCUCCUAAGAAAAACGGGAUGGAUGACCACCUUGUAGAACAGCUAGUGUCUAUGACUGAAGUCGUCAAGGCUUAUGUAGAUUUCAAUCGUGAUCAGAGAACGAGAGCAAUAUCUGCUAAAACAAUAUUGAUAGCCACGGAAAAAGUAAACGCUGAUGUGCGAACCACAUUCCCGGUGUUCGAAACCCAGGCUUUCGUGAACUGGAUAGCAGCUCACUUGCCGAAAGUUGCAAGCUUUAAAGUGGGAAAUCUUGAGCUUUUCGAUACGUUCAACUGCCUUCAUCGAGCGGUUCUGAAGGCAGAAAGUGUUAUGAAGAACAGGAUGCCGGGAAUCCAAAAGGAAGAGAUCCCUUUGGAUCUGAAGAAGAUGGCUUCAGAUCCUUUGGACUUCUUGAAAGCAUGCUCAUCGUUCGCUGAAAGUUGUGAUUUGAGAAGGGACUACGCGAUUGAGCUCCUGAAUGUAGGCAUGGUUCGAGAUGCUGCUGCUAUUUCGCAAGUGGGACUGUGGUGUGCAGUGAAAACCGGUGUACUAUUCAGAAUCCAACAGUUUGUUAAUGUUAACGUUCUCAUACGUUCGUGUGUUGUACAGCAGGAGUUCAAGAAAGAUCUCACAGUCUGUAUGGAUAUCAUGCACAUAAUUUACGCCUCCGAUAACUCUGCUUCAAAAUUACCCUUCGUUUGUUUCAAGAAGAAGCCACUAUUUGAAGUAGAAUUACCAGAUGAUGACUUUACAGGCCCUUGCACUUCUACUCCGGUCGCGAAUAAAUCAUCUGCUCGCGCGAUUCAUCGGUCCAUUGCUGCAUCACUGGCUGAGUCAUUCGAGGAAUUAAGACUCGAAUCCGCCAAGACGCCUUUACGUUGCAAAUCACCCGGGCGGAUCGCAUCCAAGCUUAUCGAUUCAUUUCAUGAGUUGACGUUAUCCGAAACAAUGUGUUCCUUACAUGAACUCUCUGAAAGUUGUGAUUGCAACACUUGUGAGCUGUGCAACACAAACUAUAAUGCUGCUUUUGAAUACUGGAUGUCUUCGUUCCUCAACGAGUCUAUGUCCAAUGAAUCGAUGCAGUGUCUUGAGAAAAAGUUCCAAACUUUGCGCAGUUGUGUAGCUGCGGAACAAUGCGCGGUUCUAGGCAGAAAGGUCAAACCGCGCCCUCCUUCGAUUAUGUGUGAGACCUUUGCAAUGUGUGCCAUUCGUUGGUUGCGGAGUUUAGAAGACAGUGGAUGGGAUCGUGACGAUUCCACGCUUAAAACUUUUAGACAACAAAUAAUCACAUCCGCUCUGAAGGUCUGUAGCUACUCCUCAGUGCGAACAAUAUGCUAUCGACUAGCUAUCUCACAGCUCGAACGGAUCCAGAAGGUUUUGCGACCUACCCAUUACGAUUGGAUGAUGGGCGCUUCCCUAGCAAAUAAGGUUAUGUCUACCGUGGCUCAAUAUCUAUUCUCUCCUAUUUGUAGGACUCUGAAUCCUAGUGAUUGUGAGGGUUCGGAAGAACAGAAGGAACUGGACGAAGCUGUAAUUGCUGAUGCGUGGACGGAGUAUGCUUCUUAUUGCCAUUUGCUGUACAGAGACUGGCGCUUUCCUAUAUGCUCCUUCUUGGGAGAGUACAGCAAAUGUCCAUGGGAAGAGGCUAUGAUGUGGUCCGAAUCAAUUAUGUUGACAACAAGGCAACAUUCUCGUCUUUUAUCAGGCAAAAUGAGUGGUUUCGCAUUUUCGCAGCCUACACUUUUCAAGAAGAUGGUUGAGAAACUUCCCUCAGAUUUUACAUUGGUGCACCUAGCUAUGUCGCAUGAUGGUUCACUUCAUCUUAUCAAAAUACAUAAGGACAGGGAACCUAUUGUAAUUCCGCUGGCACCAAAGUCAAAGGUAGAUCUAGUGAAGUCAUUGAUGGAUAAGAUAAUAGACGAAAAUGCUCGAACAAGUUGUCUCGGUAAAGUGACAAAAGACGCAAGAGCUUUCUGGGCAGCAAGAAGAGCCGUUGACAGGGAUCUUAAGAACCUCAUUCCCCGGGUACAGGAAAUCCUGCUAGGUCCAGCUGCUCCCUUGAUGUUACCGUCAAUGUCUUUGAAUCGUAAAGGUUUGAGCAUAGCGAAAUGCUUAGUAGAUGCUUCGCAGUCGUCUGAUGGCUCGCGGCUUCCAUUGUCUUAUGCAAAGGAAUUGGUGUCGUUAGCUGCCAAAUUGGAAAAAGCAGAAUGGGCAUGCAUUGUUGAAAGGAUUUGCGAUUUUGUAGGUCUAUCCUCUCGAAAGGAAGCUAUACAAGAAUUUUUCCCGAAAAUAGCAACAGCAACUGUUAACGGCGGCAUAACAAGUGAUUCCGGCCCGUGUUAUACGUUUCUGAUUGUCUGUCCGGAUUUAACAACAUUUCCGUGGGAAGUCAUACCAGUAUUCCGCAACAGUCCUUAUGUAGCCCGAAUCCCUUCUAUCCAUGCUCUUUUCCAGACUUUGCGAAUGAGAAAAGAGGUGCCGGUAGCAGUAAAUGCUUCGAAUGCGUUUUACAUACUGGACCCAGACAAUAACCUUGGUGACACUCAGAGGCGGAUCACAGAUUAUGUAUCGAAAUUUGGUUGGAACGGAGUUGUUGGCAAAAUCCCUGACCCCGAAGUAGUCAAAGAAGCACUUCGAGCGCGUGAUGUGUUCUUCUAUAUGGGUCAUGGGAGUGGAUCCAGGUACUUCAGUAGACGUGUCAUCAGUGAGAACACGAUCAAUGCUGUAAGCGUACUUAUGGGAUGUGGAAGCGUGAAACUCACACCACUCGGAUGGGGUAUGGACGGUAAGAGUUCUGUACACGACUAUACCGUAGCCCAGUGUCCCUCUGUCGUUGGGUGUUUGUGGACUGUUACAGAUGGGGAAAUCGACCGUUAUUUUAUGGCGUUGGUCGACUUAUGCUUUUCAUCUGAUGGGAAUCGCACUCUGACAGGUACAGAUGGUAGCUGCAGCCGACUUCGUCUACUCGUCGAAGCAAUGCAUCGAGCUAGAGACAAGUGCAAACUACCAUAUCUCACCGGAGCAUCAGUUGUCUCAUACGGCAUUCCUCGGCCUAUCCCUAUUCUGAAAUUACAAUUUCAUCAUCGGCAAAUUGUUUGCAAUUAUCGACUGUGUCCUGGAGGAAAGACGUAUGUGAACACGUUUUUCUUGCCUCAACACUGCGCCGAAGAAUCAAAACAACGGCGAGACUGCAUAGUGAGAAAAAAGCACGCAGCCACACCUAUUCAGCUGCUGCGCGGCAGUGAAGUUAAGCUAGUCAAUACUGGAGAUGAAAACAAACAUUUUCCAGAAGUCUAUUACCAAUUUAUCGACCCAAAAGGGAAUAAGGGCUUGGUUGGCACAACGGCGGUUACGAACCAGCGAUCGAUCGUCCGGACACAGCGGAACCUCUUACCUACUGCACCAGACCUUCUCGAAGGAGAUAAGACGGUACGAUAA